AUGCUGGCAUGGCAGGACGGCGGGGCCAAGGCGGCUCCCUCCCACCACAAGAUCUCCUUCUCUGUCCUGGACAUCCUGGACCCGCAGAAAUUCACCCGCGCUGCGCUCCCGGCCGUGCGCCCUGCUCCCCGGGAAGCCAAGAAAAGUUUGGCAGAGGCCGACGCGGGGAAGGACGCCAGCCCAGGGGACUCAGCUCGGCAGCGGGAGCCCUCGGAUGCUGCGGACCGCGGCGCGGGCGCGGCGUCCCCCUUGGAAGGCUCGGAGGCCGAGGAGGCGGAGGACGAGGACGAGGAAGCCGAGGACGCGGGCGCGCGGCGGCCGCACGGGCGGGCUGAGCGCCUGCAGGCGGCCCCGGCGCGCUCCCCCGAGCCCCGGGCGGCGGCGCUGGCGGCGGCGGAGCGCGGCCCCCGCGGGCUCGCGGGCUCCCCGGGCUCGCCCGGCUCCCCGCGGCCCCGGCGGCGGCGCGCCGAGCCCCGCUGCGCCAAGCCGAGGCGCGCGCGCACCGCCUUCACCUACGAGCAGCUGGUGGCCCUGGAGAACAAGUUCCGGGCCACGCGCUACCUGUCGGUGUGCGAGCGCCUGAACCUCGCGCUGUCGCUCAGCCUCACCGAGACGCAGGUCAAAAUCUGGUUCCAGAACCGGAGGACCAAGUGGAAGAAGCAGAACCCGGGCGCCGACGGGGCGGCGCAGGCGGGGAGCGGCGCGCCCCAGCCCGGGGCGCCGGGGCCGGCGGCGGGCGCGGGCGGCGGCGGCGGCGGCGGCGGCGGCGCGGGGGGCAGCCCGGGAGCGCCGGGCCCCGCCGCGCUGCCCUUCCAGACUUUCCCCUCCUACUCGGCGGCCAACGUCCUCUUUCCGGCCGCCAGCUCCUUCCCGCCGCCGGCCGCAGCCGCCGGGGGCCCCUUUGCAUCCUUCCUCGGGCCCUCCUACCUGAGCCCUUUCUACGCCCCGCACCUGUGAGCCCGGCGCCUCUCGGGCCUCUCGGGGCCCACCGGGUCGGAACUCACGAGUGACUGGCGUGGUCGGCGGCUCCCGGUUCCACCGC
Canis lupus familiaris (dog) is the source of this 1042-nucleotide messenger RNA. It is a transcript of the gene NKX1-2, whose product is annotated as NK1 homeobox 2. The record is from RefSeq and is a predicted model, not a curated record. Gene Ontology annotation, molecular function: DNA-binding transcription factor activity, RNA polymerase II-specific; RNA polymerase II cis-regulatory region sequence-specific DNA binding. Gene Ontology annotation, cellular component: nucleus. NCBI's taxonomy places the organism in Eukaryota, Metazoa, Chordata, Mammalia, Carnivora, Canidae. The coding region runs from base 1 to 957 and encodes 318 amino acids. Gene Ontology annotation, biological process: cell differentiation; regulation of transcription by RNA polymerase II. The transcript has 2 exons.